UUCUUUAGUCGUUCGUUCAGAUGUUUAAACGUCGUUUAAACUUCAAACAGCUAAGCCAGCCACUAGACGUCGACGAAAUCAGUUUUAUAUAUAGUUUCCUUUUUUCAAUUUCGGUUUAGUCGGAUAUCGCCUCUUUCUUUUUUUGUUGUAGAGUGUUUUGGGCCGCCCAUUCACCUUAAGAAAACAGGAAUUAAAGAAGUAUAAUUGGUGUCGUCGAUUGAUUUUUCGGAUUUUCGGGGCAUACAAAACACUACUCACUCCAAAAAUAACGACAAAAACAGAGCCAUAACGAGGAGGUUUGUGAAAAAAGACGUCUUAAAAAAUAUGUAUGAUAGUUAUUGUCGCGUGUGUUUUUGUUAUAAUAACAGUUAAAUGAAUAAAGUGUGUAACGUCUAGAGAAGGAGAAACAAAUCUAAACGCCAUUGCUCUCUUAAGGCUCGCUUAGGACAUCGUAGCAUAAGGGAGUGCAAAAAAAAAAAUUAAAUAUAAAAAUAAAUACUAAAUAAAACAGAAGCAGUAGCAGAACAAACAUAAGUUGCAAUUUUUAUCACCUUCGAAUCGGCGAGAAACACAACAAAUACAUAAUCAUCGUAUCGCUUCGCUUUACAUCGCAUCGCAUCGUCGUGUGUUCAUUCAUUUUAUUUGUUGCAAAACACCCAAGAGCAAAAUCAAGAACAACAAAUCGAUAAAAUCGAAAAUUGCUCGCCACUAUUGUGACAGGAGAGAAAUAAGCAUUUAAUUUCGAGGCGAAAAAGAAGACGAACGAACUAACGAACGAGCGAGCGAGCAUACCAGGAAAAAAUACGACGGCCACAGUUAAUAGCGAUUUGACUUUUAACCACAAACAACCUAAAACUACACAAAUAGAAAUAUUUUCUUAGUUUAACCAUUCAAUAAAAAAAAUCAUACUCAGGAAUUUGGUUAAAUAUCAUCGUUGAGACAAUUAUAUUUUAAGACCAAAGAAAAAACAUUUAACAUAAACAUUCCCAUCACCUCCCCGCCCAUUAUAUCAGUAGGAAAGUAUAGGCAAAAGGAUUGAAAACUAUAGCAGCAACACCAACAAACAAAUACACUGAAGUAGCAACAGCAAACAUAUGUCGCCGGAAAAAUCCAUUUGGGCCUAUGUGAAUCAUUUCAUAAUGAGCAAUAUUUCAUAUUUGUUUGAUGAAAUCGACGGUUAUCUGUACUAUUUCGGAGGCACCGCUGGUGUGUUAACCCUAACGGGCAUAGCAGCAGCGUCCGCAUAUUAUUUUGCAUCACGGCCUAUACCGGAAAAACCAUUAGUGCCUCUGGAAAAUCAGUCACCUAUACUUGAAGGUCCGGAACAAAUUCAUGUAUCCAAAUUCUACAAAGAAUCGAAAAAUGGCAAAUUCGUCUCGUACAUCACAGAGAAUGUUCGAACCCUGUAUCAGACAUUUCGUGAAGGUGCAUAUGCCUCCAACAAUGGACCAUGUCUGGGAUGGCGAGAGACUCUGACAUCCCCUUAUCAGUGGAUUAAUUAUGAUGAGGCACUGCUGCGUGCCAAGAAUUUUGGCUCUGGCAUGCUUACUCUGGGCGUUCGUCCUAAACAACUGGUGGGCAUAUAUUCACAGAAUCGUCCCGAAUGGAUUUUGUACGAGCAGGGCUGCUAUUGUUAUUCGUUGGUGGUGGUACCGCUCUACGACACCCUUGGACCAGAUGCCUGUGCUUUUAUUAUACGACAGACUGAAAUGUCAAUUGUUGUGGUGGAGGACGAUGCCAAAGCUGCCCUGCUGCUAGACAAGGCCCCACGUUCGCUGAAAAUAAUUGUCGCUGUUAAGCCGGUGAGACCGGCUACCCUAGAGAAUGCCCGCAGUCGUGGCAUACAAAUCUACUCAUUCAUAGAUGUUGAAAAAUUGGGCGCCAAAAGUAAUCACCCCGAAGUGCCACCAACCUCCGAAGAUCUGUGUACGCUAUGCUAUACCUCGGGAACUACUGGCAAUCCUAAAGGCGUUAUGUUGACCCAUGGCAAUGUUGUUGCUGGCGUGUGUGCCGUCAUAUUGCAGCUAGGUGACCACCGUAUCCGUGCUGGAGAUGUUAUGAUAUCGUUCCUGCCCUUGGCCCACAUGUUUGAGCGGUGCUGUGAGAAUGGCAUUUAUUAUGUGGGUGGCUGUGUGGGCUUCUAUUCGGGCGACAUCAAAGAACUGACCAAUGAUCUGAAGAUGCUAAAGCCAACAGUUAUGCCGGCAGUGCCUCGUCUCUUAAAUCGUGUCUAUGACAAAAUUCAAAAUGACAUCGCUGCCUCGUCCAUAAAGAGAGCCUUAUUUAAUAUGGCUUUAAAAGCCAAAGAGAAGGAAAUUUCUCGUGGAAUUUUGAGACGCAAUGGUUGUUGGGACAAACUGGUAUUCAAAAAAGUGCACCAAGCAUUUGGUGGCAAUUUACGUUUAAUGGUGGUGGGUUCAGCUCCUUUGGCGGGUAAUGUCUUAACCUUUAUGCGCUGUGCGUUGGGUUGUUUGGUGGUGGAGGGCUAUGGUCAGACAGAGUGUACUGGAGCCAUAACUCUGACUGUGCAAGGAGAUUAUAUACCAAAUCAUGUAGGCCCACCGGUAUCCUGUAAUGCUAUUAAGUUGGUUGAUGUACCCGAAAUGGAAUACUAUGCCAAUCAAAAUACGGGAGAAGUAUGUGUGCGAGGUUCAAAUGUGUUCCAUGGUUACUAUAAGGAUCCAGAGAAAACUGCCGAGGCCAUUGACCCAGAGGGUUGGCAUCACACAGGCGACGUUGGCAUGUGGCUACCUAAUGGCACCUUGCGUAUUAUUGAUCGUCGCAAGCACAUCUUCAAGCUAAGCCAGGGAGAAUACAUAGUACCAGAGAAAAUUGAGAACAUCUAUACAUUAAGUCAAUAUGUAAAUCAAGUGUUUGUAUAUGGCGAAAGUUUAAAGAGUUGUAUUGUUGCUGUGGUAGUGCCUGAUGUUGAAGUUCUGAAACAGUGGGCCAUGGAAAAUGGUGUGCGCGGCACCCUGUCGGUACUAUGUAAUAAUGGCCAAGUCAAAGAACUCAUUAUGAACGAUAUGCUGAAGUGGGGCAAGCAAAGUGGUUUAAAAUCAUUUGAACAGGUGAAAGAUAUUUAUCUCCAUCCAGAUCCCUUCUCGGUGCAAAAUGGAUUGCUGACACCCACAUUCAAAUCGAAACGGCCACAGCUGAAGAGUUACUUCAAACCACAAUUGGAGGAUAUGUAUAAAAAUCUGGCCUAAAUUGGCUGGGGGGUUAAAUGCUAUUCGCAAAACAAGAACAAAAACAAAAUAAACCAAUCAACCAACAAAACCAAAAACAAUAAUUAUGUGUAAUUGUAAAAUAUUCUCAGCAAAAAAAGAAACAACAACAACAACAAACAAGAAAAAAACCUUUCGAUAAAUCUCCUAUCAAACACAACAACUAAUGAAGAACAACAAUAACCGGCUGCAAACUUUCAAAUUUUCAGAACUUCCAAGCGAUUUCCUUUUUUUCUGACAAAAUUUCAUUUCUUUAAAACGAUGAGACUAUUUAGCUAAUAGUUCUGAAAAACUAAACAAAUUUAAUAUAAUGUAAUUUAAAAACUAAAAACAUAUGAUGAAGAUGGAAAAGAAAUGAACGAUUAAGAUGAAUAAAGAAGAAAGCGUAUUUAAAUAAA
Molecule: messenger RNA, 3625 nt
Organism: Stomoxys calcitrans (stable fly)
Lineage: Eukaryota; Metazoa; Arthropoda; Insecta; Diptera; Muscidae
Product: long-chain-fatty-acid--CoA ligase 5
Exons: 12
Coding region: 1095-3209 (704 amino acids)
Biological process (GO): long-chain fatty acid metabolic process
Cellular component (GO): membrane; endoplasmic reticulum
Molecular function (GO): long-chain fatty acid-CoA ligase activity
Source: RefSeq, a predicted model, not a curated record